AAUAUGGAAAAAGCUGCAUCAGUUGGCAGCGCGUGCUUCGACAGAGAGGUUAUCGAGUGUGCUUUGUGCUUUUGUGCUGGCUGGAACGACACAUACAGUGAAACCGCAGAGAGAUGACCUACCGGGGAGCGUUGACAGUCGGACUGCCCUUCCGGUUCACCGAUGAGCGGACCCUCAAGUUUGUGGAGCUCUAUGGGCGGGAGCCUUGCUUGUGGAACAAGAGGCCCUACCUGAGGGGGGCAAGGAACGCUGCCUACAAGCGGAUCCUGGCCGGGAUCAAUGCCAAUAUUGAUCGGGGGGAAAACGAACUCUCUAUCCAGGGGGUCAAGAUAAAGAUCAAGAAUCUACGAACCAGUUACCAUCAGGAGCUCAAGAAGAUCAAAUCAAGCACUAGACGCUAUCAUCCCAAGAUGCCGUGGUUCGCACCACUGCACAAGUUCCUGGCGGAGUUCGUCGACACGAGCGAUCAAGAUGCUACGGAAACGCCGCAACUAAAGCGACUGUCUGUACGUCUCCACCGCCUGAAGCCUAUAAAGCUGCAGGACGGGGUCAAGCAGGAGCCUGUGGAGGAUAGCGUCACCACAGAGCCGGACACUACUCCAACAGCGCCGCCGUUGGUCACCGUUCUUCCCGUGAACAUGCCAACUGAACAUCAUCCACCCACUCCACCGCCGUCUCUGCCGAAGGUCCCAGAGGUCACCGCAAUGCCAUCCUCAUACUUUGACCGCAACGAGACCCGUGGUGAAGACGAGUUCACAUUCUUUGGAAUGAGCGUGGCUGCCCAGCUCCGUAAUAUGCCAAUAUCCAAUGCCAUGGUCAUGCAGUCCAAGAUCCAGUACAUACUCUCGAUAGAGCGUCGCAAGAUCAUCGGACAUGGGGGCGAGAUGAAUAUUUUUAACUAAUACGCCUUCCUAAUCAACAUGAAGUGAUCGUUAAGUGCUCCUGAUACUCUUACAAAUGAUUUACUACUUCGGUUGUGAUUACGUUAAAGUUUUUUAUAUUAUUUCAACCUCUGAAUAUGU
This is a messenger RNA of Drosophila guanche, 1022 nucleotides long. RefSeq lists its product as uncharacterized. The record is from RefSeq and is a predicted model, not a curated record. The coding region runs from base 114 to 902 and encodes 262 amino acids. Gene Ontology annotation, molecular function: DNA binding. Lineage: Eukaryota; Metazoa; Arthropoda; Insecta; Diptera; Drosophilidae. The transcript has 2 exons.